AUGAGUGAGGCAAGAUAUGGUAUUGGUGCGGCCCUCUUGAAGAAGAUGGGGUACAAAGAAGGUGAGGGCUUGGGUUCUAAUAAAGAAGGUAUUGUUGCACCAAUCGAAGUAGAUUUGAGACCAAAAGGUCUUGGGGUUGGAGGAGUCGAGGAAAACAAAUCACAAAGGGAUAAGAUAAAGAAUUCCGAAGAUGCUGAUGGUUCUGGAUUGACCACAAUAAAGAAGAAUGAGGCUUAUCAUGUACGUGAAUUUAUCAAUGAGAUGGCGCAAGAUGGUUUGAAAAUCCCGGAGAUUGUGGAGGAGAUUGUGAAGAUCAAUAUAAGCGAUGACUUUCUUAAUGAUUCGGCUAAAACGGUACAUAAUGGUAUUCUGUUUGUGAAGAAAGAUAUAGCGGGCGAUGUUUCAAAAGAUCUACGGUUGGAAGUGGAGCGAAAAUUGAUGGGGCUCGCGAAUGAAUGGAAUGAAACCAACACAAAACAUAAAGAAUAUAGCCAAGCGUACCAUCAACAGCAAAUAGAGCUUGGAAGUUUGGAGAAGCCUUUAAAUAAUUUGGAAUCCUUAUUGAAUUCCUUGAAAGGCAUCCAGGUAGGAAAAGAUCUUCCGUUAUCAGAAAAGAUUGAUUCUACUAGUGGGGCACUAUUGGAGCUAGUCAAAUUUGGCCAGGCAUCCAAUGAGAAUUUGUCCCAUACAGUUGAUAAAAAUAUUAUGAAUUAUAUGAUUGUUAUUUUAUUAUAUCCUUUAUUGAAAAGUUUAUCUGAAAUGUUAUGGAACGUUGAAGACCCUGAAUUUUAUUUUGGAGACUCAAGUGAUGAUAAGUUCAAUUUUUUAAAAUCCGAAAUAAUAAACUGGAAAGAAAUACUCAAUCCGCUUCAAGAUCCUGGUAAUGAUGAAACUUCCUUGAGUCUAUUGGACUCUAUGAUUUCUGACGAGCUAUAUCCAAAGAUAACGGAAUUUUUGGAACUCAAAUGGGAAAAAGAGUCCUGGAAUCUCUUAUUACUAAAAUUCCUUGAGGACUUAAAGGAUAUUUUACAUGAAAGAUUCUUCAAUUAUAUAUUAGUCAGUCAGAUCAAAUCAAGGUUACUAGAAACUAUCAAACUACUACGACCUACUUUUGUUGUGAAGAGCAUUGCUUCUGAGAAUUUCUUUAUUGAAACAAAGAAAUCCUCUUCCCCAAUUCAACAACAACCAUUUUUUGAGUUUUGGUAUAAUUUUUUACCCCAAAUAAUAAGGAAUGACUUGGUAAAGUCUUUGUCGGAAAUAAAUUUCAGAUACCUUUCGUCAAUUGAUAUUACUGAUUUGGAGAAAAAUAUUAUAAAGAAAUCCGGAAGAUCUAUUAAAAAGGAUGAUAUGUUCAUAGAAUAUGAAAUUGAAUUCUCAUACUUAGAUGAACUCAAUCAUUAUUUAGAGAAUAAAAAAGAUAAAGUGGUUAUAUCCUCAUUCUUGACACAUUUUCUUGAAGAAUCAAAGAAAAACUACCGAGUUUCUACGGUUUCUCCUGAUUAUUCUUUUUUCAGAAUUCUAUUUGGUUUGAGAAAAUAUUUACUAUCCACUAACAACACUGACAAUUAUGAUAUUAUCAUUUCUGAUUUCUUCAUACAAGGGAAGUUAAAAGCAAGGCUUUUGGAAUUGUUGGAGGAUGUUUUUGUACUGAAAAGGCUGUUUGAUAUCGCCGUAUGGUUUCAAUCUUGGUAUUCAUUCAUUUUUCACUAUCUUGAGCGGUUAUCAAAGCCUGAAGGUGAUUUUACUCUUCCUAAUUCUAUUCAAAAUGCCUUUAUUGUGCUAUUGGAUAUAAUCAAUCGAUGUGUUGACUCGUUUUCUAAUGAUAAGCAUAAUCUCGAAAUUAAUUCCUUCUUAAAAUCCAUUGAGUGUCAAAUUAACAUUGAGCAUAUCUUAAAUAAAUUGCGUUCUACAAGUUCCAUUGAUGAAUCGAAAAAAACUACUAGUAAUGUUAAAGGCAUUUCAACAGGGGAUCUCAAAACGACAUUCAGGGACGUUGUUGAGGACUACUUGAAUCGCCAUAAUAUGAUUUUCAAACCGCAAAGCAGACCUCAUCCAGCUUUAGGGUGUCCAUUAUACAAAAUUGUGAAGAUGAAUAACGACACCAUUCCAACUGGUGAUGGCUACAUGUGUUAUUUGAAAGAUGAUGUUCUUUUCUUGCAAGUUCUAAAACAAGGUGCAUACAGGCCAGUUGGAAUAAGUGAUUUGGAAGAUCGCAUCAACAGUUUUACAUAA
Saccharomycopsis crataegensis is the source of this 2232-nucleotide messenger RNA. Its product is annotated as mRNA splicing protein SPP382. NCBI's taxonomy places the organism in Eukaryota, Fungi, Ascomycota, Saccharomycetes, Ascoideales, Saccharomycopsidaceae. Gene Ontology annotation, molecular function: nucleic acid binding. The coding region runs from base 1 to 2232 and encodes 743 amino acids. The record is from RefSeq and is a predicted model, not a curated record. Gene Ontology annotation, cellular component: U2-type post-mRNA release spliceosomal complex. The transcript has a single exon. Gene Ontology annotation, biological process: spliceosomal complex disassembly.